Messenger RNA from Linum trigynum, 4067 nucleotides. The record is from the annotation of a GenBank genome assembly. Lineage: Eukaryota; Viridiplantae; Streptophyta; Magnoliopsida; Malpighiales; Linaceae.
GACCCAAGAAGAUACGCUAGUGAAACUGAAGGGGACAACCAUUGGAGAAAAAACAUCAUUGGUAUCUCAAAUCUGGGCGGAUAACCACAAGCAGCACAGACCAAAGCUCGGACUUUAAACAUAUAUUACAUACACAAUGGUUGUUUAAUGAUAAAGAAGAUGGUCACAGAUUUCAACUUCCUUUCGAGCUUAUGUAGCUCCCCGAUGUUCACACCAUUUAGUUUCCGCAUCCCAUUUGUGUACAAUGUGUCAUGGGUUAUGCAACAAGAUUGAGAAGUAAAACUAGUUGAAAUCAUAAGCAAUAGAACAUCUCGACAUUCAAAUUCACGAGCACAAAAAAACACAUUAGCAAUCGCAACUUUUGAUAAAAGAGUAGAAGAAAAAGCCAAAGGCUCCAUACUAAACCCGAGUGGAGUACUCGUAAUGGAUUACAUAGAAAUUCCAUGUCAAUCAAUCACCAAAGAUUCCUAUAGUAUCUGAGCUCUUUGUGAUCUCAACUGGAUUAAGUCAGGACUCGAUUGGAAGAGAUUUUUCAUUUAAAUUAUUUACGUGACCACUAAUCUAAGAUAAUUUGGACUGGUAUGAAAAGUUUUCUAUGUUAUAAUCUUGGAAUGUUGGAGAAGACAGAAGGAAGAGAAUGAAGGGUUAACGAUGCAUGGAAAAAAUUGGAAGAUGAUGAAAACAGUAAUACCGUGAGGGUGGAGUAUUGGAGUGCCAUUUAGAGAAACAUUGGUGGUUGUUGAGAAGGGAAUACAUGUACUUUUAUUCUUUAUUCAGUGAAUAAAGUUUAAGACACAAAGCAAAUUUAAGUAAUUUAGGCAUUAAAUUGAUAACUAAUGCGUUCGAAUGAGCUAUUAAAUUUCGUCAUAUCAUUCUCGAUCUAAAUAUAUAUUUAAUUAUAAAAUGAAGAGGCGUGGUAGUAUUUCGUCUAAAAUAUGAUAGGAUAGUUGAUAAAUGCUAAUUAAAGUAUUUAAUAAUAAAGUUUUAUUAAUUUUUUGAAUGUUUAAUUAUUAUGAAAUAGACGUUCUCUCGGUCUCGCUCGUACUUCCACUCCACGGGUAAGUUAAAGCAAUCCGACCAACAAACCGGACUAGAAACUAGAUUAUAUUAUAAUUUAAAAUAUUUUUUCAUAAUUAUUGGCUUCCUCAUUUGUUAGGGAAGAAUCCCACUUUACUCCCCAAACGAAGAAGAAUCACAAAAGGUAAAAAGGAAAAUAAGAAUCCCAGUAGUUCGAAAGGGAGAAAAAGGGAGACUGCCUGUUCUAAACGACGACGUCUCUUGCAACUUUGCCUCCGAAUUAACACGCUCAUCUACCGAUUUCGAAGAGUAAGGCCCUGCAAAGUGCAAAGUCGCAAUCUGAAGCUACGAAUUCAGUAGGAGGCCGGGGGCCCAUCCAGAGAAGGAUCUAGAAUUUCCUGCAUCCUUGACCUUGUUGCCCUAGCAAAGCAAAACCUCCCUGAAGGCUGAAACCCUCACUGCACUAUUUAAACACGCUCUCCGCUUCCCAUUGCUCAAACCCUCUUUCGCCCCCGUCUCGAUUUUCCUCUUCCCUCAAAACGCUCUUCCAGAUCCAGCGCUCUUCGCUUCGUCAUUCCGAGGGUGUUCUAACAAUGGCGGACGCCGAGACAUUCGCCUUCCAGGCCGAAAUCAACCAGCUCCUGAGUUUGAUCAUCAACACCUUCUACAGCAACAAGGAGAUCUUCCUCCGCGAGCUCAUCAGCAACUCGUCCGAUGCUUUGGACAAGAUUAGAUUCGAGAGCCUGACCGACAAGAGCAAGCUCGAUGGACAGCCGGAGUUCUUCAUCAGGCUGAUCCCCGAUAAGGCCAACAACACCCUUACCAUCAUCGACUCCGGCAUCGGCAUGACCAAAGCUGAUUUGGUGAACAAUUUGGGAACGAUUGCGAGGUCUGGAACCAAGGAGUUCAUGGAAGCCUUGCAGGCUGGUGCUGAUGUUAGCAUGAUUGGCCAGUUCGGUGUCGGGUUCUACUCCGCUUACCUUGUCUCCGAGAAGGUCAUCGUGACCACCAAGCACAACGAUGACGAGCAGUAUGUGUGGGAGUCACAGGCCGGUGGUUCAUUCACCGUUACAAGGGACACCUCCGGUGAGCAGCUCGGCAGAGGCACCAAGAUGGUCCUCCACCUCAAGGAAGACCAGUUGGAAUACCUCGAGGAGAGGAGGAUCAAGGACCUUGUGAAGAAGCACUCUGAGUUCAUUAGCUACCCGAUCUACCUCUGGACCGAGAAAACCACCGAGAAGGAGAUCAGUGAUGACGAAGAUGAAGAGGAGCCCAAAAAGGAAGGCGAAGUUGAGGAGGUUGAUGAAGAGAAAGAGACUGAAUCCAAGAAGAAGAAGAAGAUCAAGGAAGUCUCUCAUGAGUGGGAGCUCAUCAACAAGCAGAAACCCAUCUGGCUCCGCAAGCCAGAAGACAUCACCAAGGAGGAGUAUGCUUCAUUCUACAAGAGCCUGACCAAUGACUGGGAGGACCACCUGGCUGUGAAGCACUUCUCCGUUGAGGGCCAGCUUGAGUUCAAGGCAGUCCUGUUUGUUCCUAAAAGGGCUCCAUUCGACCUCUUUGACACUCGCAAGAAGGCCAACAACAUCAAGCUGUAUGUCAGGCGUGUCUUCAUCAUGGACAACUGUGAUGAGCUCAUCCCUGAGUUCCUCUCCUUCGUGAAAGGUGUGGUUGACUCUGACGACCUGCCGCUCAACAUCUCCCGUGAGAUGCUCCAGCAGAACAAGAUCCUUAAGGUCAUCCGAAAGAACCUCGUCAAGAAGUGCAUUGAGAUGUUCAACGAGAUUGCUGAGAACAAGGAGGACUACAACAAGUUCUACGAGUCCUUCUCAAAGAACUUGAAGCUUGGUAUCCACGAGGACAGCACCAACCGUUCCAAGCUUGCUGACCUUUUGAGGUACCACUCCACCAAGAGCGGCGAGGAGUUGACCAGCUUGAAGGACUAUGUGACCAGAAUGAAGGAAGGUCAGACCGACAUCUUCUACAUCACUGGAGAGAGCAAGAAGGCAGUGGAGAACUCUCCCUUCUUGGAGAGGCUGAAGAAGAAGGGAUACGAAGUCCUGUACAUGGUUGACGCCAUUGAUGAGUAUGCCAUCGGGCAGCUGAAGGAGUAUGAUGGAAAGAAGCUUGUCUCUGCAACAAAGGAAGGGUUGAAGCUUGAUGAUGAGACCGAGGAAGAGAAGCAGAAGAAGGAAGAGAAGAAGAAGUCGUUCGAGGAGCUCUGCAAGACGAUCAAGGACAUCUUGGGCGACAAGGUGGAGAAGGUGAUCGUCUCCGACAGGAUCGUCGACUCCCCUUGCUGUUUGGUGACCGGCGAGUAUGGUUGGAGCGCCAACAUGGAGAGGAUCAUGAAGGCUCAAGCUUUGAGGGACAGCAGCAUGGGAUCCUACAUGUCUAGCAAGAAGACCAUGGAGAUCAACCCCGACAAUGGCAUCAUGGACGAGCUUAGGAAGAGGGCUGAUGCCGAUAAGAACGACAAAUCUGUCAAGGAUCUUGUGCUGCUGCUGUUCGACACCGCGUUGCUGAACUCCGGGUUCAGUCUCGAGGACCCCAACACCUUCGCGACCAGGAUUCACAGGAUGUUGAAGCUUGGGCUGAGCAUUGACGAGGACGACCUGGCCGCUGGUGAUGAGUCGGAGAUGCCUCCUCUUGAGGAUGAUGGUGCCGAGGAGAGCAAGAUGGAGGAAGUCGACUAAGUUUUUUAUCUUUUAGUUUUUUAGAACAGUGGAGCUCUUUAGUUCUGUGUCUAUUGGUUUUUCCUCUGCAGACUUUCUUCGCUAUCCUUUUGUGGUUAUUUUUGUUUUUGUGCUGGUACUCUAGCCCUUCUAAACUACUGUCAUUUUCUUCUUUUACCAAGCGGAGAUUUAUGUUAUCUUGAGUUCUUCGUCAACGUAAUGGUUUUUGCGUUUUCCGUCGCUCUUUUUACUUUGUUCUUGCUCACAGUGAUGUCGCCAUUCCUUCACUUACGUAAGCAAUUAGCUGUAUACACAUUUAAGAAUUAAGUGGAUGGGUGUUCUAACUUAAAACUGCACCCAUAAAGAUGGAACUGGUUU